Molecule: messenger RNA, 957 nt
Organism: Lactuca sativa (garden lettuce)
Lineage: Eukaryota; Viridiplantae; Streptophyta; Magnoliopsida; Asterales; Asteraceae
Source: RefSeq, a predicted model, not a curated record
AUGUUGGCUAUCAUCCCUCCCGAAUCUCCUUACUUGAAACAACACUUAGAGACUUUGGUUGUGUUCGACCCCACACAACCUUCCCCGGUCUCUGUUGAACCCACUUCAGAAGAGGCCAACCCUGACUUGUCUGGACCCAAACCCAAAAAAUCAGGCAAGAGAAAGUCCUCUACCUCCAAACUCAAGGCCAAAAAGAAAACCAAAGUCGGUGCCUCCUCUCAACAGGAAGGCACUCAUGACAUUCCGGCUGAUUCUGGCCAUCCGCACACCCCUUUGUCCACUCAUCCGAGGGCUGCAUCAAGGCAUCCAGAUCUGAAUCGAACUCAAGUGGAAUGCACUCUUAUUUCCAUGAGAAAUAGGGCCAUUCAGAGCAACUUGCCCUAUACUCCUACUAACGCUGAAGCAAAUGAUGCACUUACUUCCACGCAACCUCCUAUCACCGCUCAUCAAAGUGCUUUCCACAUUGAUCCAGAAGAAGAGAUUUUUGAAGAGGUUAUGUUGGAGGACGACGCUACAAAAAUUCUGGAUGCCCAUCUCAUGACAUCCAUUCAUUACCAGUCUAAAGCAUCUGUAUCCAAGGCUGCUUUUGACUUCGGAACCUCCUCAACAUCCACUCUGGACGAUGGCUCUAACUGUCACCAUCAAGAAGAUAAUGAUGCGAUCAAACCAGGUCCUUUCCCCACUUCGGAUACUCACCAGCCCCCUCCACAACAAUCAGACUCAGAUUCCGAAUCCUCCAUUGGUGAUCAUGUUGACCCAUUCGCCCUACUGGAGAUCCGCACCAAUGUCUCUGACACUAUGGCUAAAGUGUCCUCUGUAGAGACCUCUGUAACCGAGCUAAAUUUGAAACUGGAUCAAAAAGUCUCCGGAAUUGACUCAAAACUUGACACCAUCCUUCAGUCUCUUUCAAGGCAAUCCGGACCAUCCUCAGCCGAGAGAGAAGCCCAUCUUGACUAG